CACAAACACGUCAGAAACGACUAAAGAUUGAAUUUGAUUGGCCCACUACGGAAUUUCAAUUGUUUUCUUUCAAUCAAAAUAGUUGUAGAAACAAACCUGGUGGGUGAUGGUCCCAAUCCCAAUAAAAGGAGUUUCUUAUGUUUUUAAUCCAUUGCAAGUUGCAAAUGUAUCCGUAAAGUUCGCCCGAUUUCUCACGAUAGUUUUCGCCAAUUAAAGCCCCAAACUUGUGCCUGUUUUUGGUGUACAAUUUUGAAAAGAAAGACAAACCAAGAAAAUGCCUGUGUUUCACACGAAAACUAUAGAAUCUAUUUUGGAGCCCGUUGCACAACAGGUUUCCAAAUUAGUCAUUCUCCAUGAAGAAGCCGAAGAUGGCAUCCCGAUGCCAGAUCUCGAACAGCCAGUGCGCUCUGUCAGCAGUGCAGUCUCGAAUUUGGUUAAAGUUGGCAGAGACACAAUUAACAGUUCAGACGACCCCAUUUUACGUCAAGAUAUGCCUGCGGCUUUGGUCAGAGUUGAAAGGUCAGCUAGAUUAUUGGAAGACGCCAGCGGUAGGCUGAAAGGUGAUCCUUUUUCAGCUCCAGCUAGAAAACUGUUGAUUGAAGGCAGCGGUGGGAUUUUACAGGCUACAUCAGCUCUGCUUUUAUGCUUUGAUGAAUCGGAAGUGAGAAAAAUCAUACGAGAAUGCCAUAGAGUGCUAGACUAUUUGGCUGUUGCCGAAGUGAUAGAAACUCUGGAUGAGCUGGUGCAAUUUUUAAGGGAUCUUAGUCCGUGUUUGAGCAGAGUUUCUCGGGAAGUUAGUGCUAGGGAAAAGGAAUUGACUCAUCAGGUUCACUCUGAAAUCCUUAUUCGAUGCCUGGAACAAGUAAAAACCCUAGCGCCAAUUUUAAUCUGCUCUAUGAAAAUUUACAUCCACAUUGUCUCCCAAGGAGGUAAGGGAGCCGAAGAAGCUGCUGAAAACAGAAACUACUUAGCACAGAGAAUGACAGAUGAAAUUAAUGAAAUUAUAAGAGUGUUGCAGUUGACAAGCUAUGACGAAGAACAAAGCGACCUAGACAACUUGACUGUCCUAAAAAAAUUACAAAACGCCAUCCAGAACAAACUCAAUGCAGCUAACGAUUGGCUACUAGACCCAAACGCCGUCCGAGGAGGUGUAGGUGAAAAAUCACUUCGACAAAUCAUCGAAGAUGCCCAGAAAGUAUCUGAAAGGUGCCUACCGCAAGAUGCCCAUAACAUUAACAAAAUAUGUUCAGAUUUGACUACUAUGACGGAUGCUUUGUGCGAGCUUAGGCAAGAUGGCAAAGGUGCAACGCCACAAGCCGAGUCGUUGGCAAGAGGAAUUCGAGAAAAGUUGGGUGAGCUGCAACAAGCUGUCAAUACUGCAAUUGUAAAUGUUGAUAAAACUGGGCUGCAACAAACUGCUCAUACUGUUCAAGGAAGGUUGGAACAGGCCAGGAAAUGGUUGUCAAAUCCUGGACACGAUGAUAAAGGAUUGGGACGGAGAGCUAUAAAUGCUAUUGUAGAUGAAGGACGAAAGGUCGCAGAUGGUCUUCCUGGUGUCCAAAAAGCUGAAAUCCUACAACUAUGUGACGAAGUAGACUCCUUGUCUCGUCAAUUAGCGGAUCUGUGCGCCCAGGGCAAAGGAAAUUCGCCACAGGCUCAAGAAAUCGCCAGAAGAUUGUCCCAAAAACUACACGAACUCAAGGAAAAAAUCCAACAAGCUGUGACCAAUCGUGUCGUAGAAGAUUUCAUCGAUAUUGUUACACCUUUGAAGUUAUUCACUGAAGCCGUUUUAGCUCCAGAAGGUACCCCGAACCGUGAUCAGAAUUUUUCUGAUAAGGCUUCGAACUUGCAGAGCUUCAGCAAUAGGGCCGUUAAAACUGCUAGAAUGGUUGCUGCAGGUGGUAGUGGUGGAAAUAAGAAAUUAGCCGAAGCUUUGAGCAGUGUAGCGAAUCAAGUUGAAAGUUUGACACCUCAACUUAUUUCUGCUGGCAGUAUUCGCAUGAAUUAUCCCACCAGCAUGGCUGCCGAUGAACAUUUUGAAAAUUUACGUCAGCAAUAUGCCGAUACAGUUACAAAAAUGAGGAAUCUUUGUGACGAGGCUACUGAUUCUGCUGAUUUUAUCAAGGCUUCAGAGGAACAAAUGAAAAAACAUUCAUUUCUGUGCGAAGAAGCCAUCAAAAAUCGUCAACCACAAAAAAUGGUUGAUAAUACAUCGGCCAUUGCACGUUUGGCUAACCGAGUGCUUUUAGUGGCCAAGCAAGAGUGUGAUAACUCUGAGGAUCCUAAUUUCAUUGAUCAAUUGAAUAGGGCUUCGGACUCUUUACAAGGAGCUGUUCCUCCAAUGGUUCAAGACGCUAAAUCUGUCGCAGUCAAUCCUGCAGAUCACAAUGCCGUUUCUAGAUGGAGAGAAUCGAACAAAGCUCUUCUAAAUGCUGUUGGUCAAGUAAGGAACGCUGUCCAAGUCAAUCCCGAGUUGCCGCCAUUACCUGAUAUAAACAAUCUUCAUAUUGAACCAACUCCGAAUCAAUACUUUGUAGAAAAAGUCGGGGCACCACUGAGAGACACACCAACACCAGGAACCGAGUAUUUUGGGGGCCAAUACAGCCCCUCACAGCACUUCGGAAGGCCUAUUAGCCCCUUACCUAAAUGGGCUAGAGGGGACAACUCUGAUCUCUUAAUGCAAGAACUAGCGCCACCUAUUAAUUCAUAUCCAGACCAAGCUCCGCCAAGGCCCCCAUUACCUUACGAUGGAGCCCCAGUACGUCCACCGCCUCCUGAAACUGAUGAUGAAGACGAAGUCUUCAAAACUGCUCCAAACGCUAGUCAACCCAUUAUGGUGGCCGCCCACAAUUUACACAGAGAAGUUCGCCAAUGGUCAGCAAAAGAUAACGAACUUAUCGCUGCUGCCCAAAGAAUGGCCAAAUUGAUGGCGAGGCUUUCGGAACUUGUCCACAACGACGACAAAGGCUCUAAACGCGAACUGAUUGCUACAGCUAAAGCUAUCGCUGACGCUAGCGCUGACGUUACUAGGAUAGCUAAGCAAUUAGCUAGGGAGUGUACUGACAAGAGAAUAAGGACGAAUUUAUUGCAAGUUUGCGAGAGGAUUCCUACGAUUGCUACACAAUUGAAGAUUUUGAGUACUGUUAAGGCUACUAUGCUUGGAUCGCAAGGUUCCGAAGAAGACAGAGAAGCCACCGAAAUGUUGGAAGGUAACGCCCAAAACUUGAUGCAAAGUGUCAAAGAAACGGUUAGAGCAGCUGAAGGUGCCAGUGUUAAAAUCCAUGCCCAAACGCACGGUAAACUAAGAUGGGUGCGUAGGCAACCGUGGUAUGCUUACGCCUAAAAAAAAAUUAAGAACGCAGAAAAAGGCAUCAAUUCGGAUUUUGUAGAAUUGAUGCAGGGGUUGGCUGUCAUUACAUGCCAACAAAAUUAUUAUUCACACCAAAAUUCUAGGCCUUAUUUAUAUACGCAGUAGGUCACGUUUUGUGUUCAUUUAUUAUUCGUAUUGUCUAACUUAUAAUUUUUCAUUAAUGUUUUUAUUUUGAUGGAUGUCGUUAAUUUUUGUAACUAAAAGUUAAAAUGAUAUUUUACUAAUUUUGAGGCAGCUCGUUGUUACUAAAAGAAGAGCAACUCGUCGAAUUUUCACUGCAGCAAUUUAUAUUUAUAUAGACUAGAAAAAAGAAAGCACUUAUUUCUCACUAAUGCGUAUCAGUAACGUACAAAUUGUUAUCGUGAAGAAUUUACAGCAAUAUUAUGAGUUUUUUGGCCUAGGUUCAUUUGAAAAAUACAUUAAAUUACAUAUCUGUAUGCUUAAUUCAGUAGUAACUUUCCUAAAAAAGUUUUUUUUAUGGAUUUUCAUGAUAUUAUAUGUAUCUAUUUGCAGCUUAUUAGCUAAUCGAUAAGUAAUGAAAAUUUAGGAUACAAAUAAAGUAGGGCUUUAACCAGUCUCUAUGAUUUAUGAUUGUAUCAAUAUUGUCUUCCAGUUAAAGCCAACAACGAAUUUGCUUUAGAGAUUGGUAAAACUUGCCCUAAAAAGUGAUGUAGACAUGCCUUUUGCUAAGAUAAUCCCUGAAAUAGAUAGUAUUUUUAUAAGCUUUAUAUAGAGACUUUCCCUAUAUUAUAAUAAUGAUGUGCCUAUUUAUUUUGUGCAAUAGUGCCAAAAAGGUUGAUUUUUUUUUUGUGUUAUUUAUUUUGGUUGUGAACAAAGAGGCUACUAUUACUAAAAAAAUAAGUUUGACCUGAAAUGUUUUGAUUAGUAGCCACACUUUCAAUUCGAAAAGCAAUAUUAACCAAAUGGCAACUUGUUAUACAAUAUUAACUUUUUUUUUUUACUUAUUAAGUUUGUGUAUUCUUAAUUAUAUUAUUGUCUUAUUGUAUUCUAACAAGUAUAUUUUAUACAUUUUUUAACUUGUUCUCACAUAUGUAUUUAUUUUGAUUUUUGGAUUGAACCUUUGUGUAACGAAAUAAUAUUUAAUAAAGAAAUAUUAGCCAA
Molecule: messenger RNA, 4492 nt
Organism: Ceutorhynchus assimilis (cabbage seed weevil)
Lineage: Eukaryota; Metazoa; Arthropoda; Insecta; Coleoptera; Curculionidae
Source: the annotation of a GenBank genome assembly